Molecule: messenger RNA, 720 nt
Organism: Westerdykella ornata
Lineage: Eukaryota; Fungi; Ascomycota; Dothideomycetes; Pleosporales; Sporormiaceae
Exons: 2
Coding region: 156-578 (140 amino acids)
Source: RefSeq, a predicted model, not a curated record
CUAGGAACCGCCCAUCCACGAACUUGCAUAACCGACAACCAAACCGUCAGUCAAACAGCUCCUUGUAACCUAUCCUUCAACUCAAUCUUACUUUACCCGACCCAGAAACAAUAUCCUUCAACCCAUUUUUCACGCCAGCGAACCUGAAUACCACAAUGUACACCUUCAAUCUCCUCGCUUUGACCGCUGUCACUCUCGCUGGGUUCUCCUCGGCUGAUUGCUAUGGGGAUGGACCAUCAUGGACCGAUUCAGCUAAGACAUCAAUGCUCAAGGAAGAACAACUCAACAGCAUCUGCUCCGGACUUAUCGGUGACUACAUACCCGGUGAGAGGCGCAGAACAUGCUUGGAAGUCGUGGAUAUAGGAAAGCUAGAAGUCAUGGUCCACCUUGUCAGUAGCAACUUCAGGACUAUGGGUCUCGCCGAAUGUAGGAGCGGGGUUUCGAAGGAGAUCAGCGGAUGCACGCAUGGUGGGAAAUCGAAAUACACGAAUUGGGAAUAUCAGGCCGACCUUAACAAGGGAAAAUGCACCGCCCCUACACCCGAGAAGCGAUCCCAUGCACGCCAGUUCCAAGCUUGAACUAUGAGGUGACAAUCCAACAACAAGCACACAUGGGAGGAAAUCAAACAGGGUUCACUUACGUCUAGACUGUCGAUGGAAGACCUUUUGUUAUCUGUUUACCGUUCUGCUUAGAAUGUCCGCUCGUUUAUGUUUAUAGAGG